UUCCCAGAAGUCCCCGCAGAAGACGGGUUUUUCCUGGAGUCCUUGAGGGACGGUUGCCAUGGGAAUGGUUGGCUGGGGUGGGAGGAGACGCUCCCACACUUGACUGCUAUGCGGUACGCACUUCCGCUUCCGCUAGCUUUGGUUUGCGUCCUGGUGGGCCUGUCUCCUCCGAUAGUGUCCUCUCAGCCUGUGACCUGCGCCGGAGGAUCCUCCCGCCUCCGCCCACCCCCCAACCCGCGUGCGGGGGAGCCCUGGGGUCGGGGUAGUGCCGCUCGGGCCGGGGCAGGUCCUGGCUCCGAGGAGAGCACGGCUGCCGGGUCAGGAAGCAUUUAUGUAGUGCCUGCUGUGUACCGGGCCUUGUGCUGAGCGGUGAAGAUUCCAGGAAGGGGGAGGCCGGUGCCUGCCCUCGGGGAGUUUCCAGUCUAAUGGGGGAGACGAGCGGCCAACUCCCACGCCCAGCGAGCUACACCCGGGGAGGAGGGGAGGCGGCACACGGGAGGACUGAGGGAAGCCGGGAGGGGGGCUGUUCCAGGAGGGGCGGCCAGUGAGAUGCCCGGAGCCGUCGGGACGUGGGGCGGCGAGAAGGGCGAUGGCAGCAGCGGACAGAGACCGUGGUGCCAGGAGACUGACCGGAAGGGGAGGGAGCGGCCGGGCGCGAGGGCCCUGAAUGCCGGGCCGAGGCACAGUGGUGGAGGGUUCUGCUGAUUCUUGAAGGGCAUGGUCCCAGCCAUCCUCACAACUCGAGCCCAGGAGUCAGUGACCUUUGAGGAUGUGGCUGUGGAAUUCACUGGGGAGGAGUGGAGGCAACUGGACCCUGCUCAGAGGAACUUGUUCAGGGAAGUGACGCUGGAGAACUACAGGAACCUGGUCUCCCUGGGGCUUACAGUUGCCAAACCAAAUCUCAUCUUUCUAUUGGAGAGAGGAGAAGCACCAUGGACUCUGCAGAGACAAGUCCCAGGAGGCCCCUCUUCAGACUGCCAUUGUUGGGAGCCUAGGUGUGAAGCAACUGAAAUUCCAGUAGGGGGUGUUUCUUUGGGAGAGUCAUCCAAGGAAAGACUCAAAAAGGAUUAUUCCUUGAAUUCAGAAUCUGAUAGUGGAUUAGAGCAACGGGAUAGCCAAAACGUCUCCAAACAGAUAACAAUCAUAGAGAGGAACACUCCUACUUUAAAAGCCAGUGAAUGUGAUAUAUUUGGAAAAGGUUUUGGUGUAGGGACGCUUCUGAUUACACAGAAGAGAAUUCGAACCCGAAAAUAUUUAAGCAAAUGUGAUACACGUGAAACAAACCUCAGACAGGGGUCAGAUGAAAGGCAGCAUAAUGGACUCUUUUCUGAGAAGCUUAGCAGCAAAUCUAGAUACAAUAAGUCAUUCAGUUGCUGUUCAGAACUUACUGAACAUCACAGAAAAUAUACUGGAGAAAACCCAUGUGAGUGUAAUGAAUGUGGGCAGUCCUUUGACAGGAGUGGAUCUCCUGCUGACCAUAAGAGAGUUCAUACUGGAGAGAAAUCCUUUGAAUGUAUGGGAUGUAUGAAGUCCUUUAAGGGGCACGGACAUUUGACUGAGUAUAAGAGAAUUCAUACUGGAGAGAAGCCCUUUGAAUGUAAUGACUGUGGAAAAUCCUUUCGAUGGAAUGGAGAGCUAAUUGCACAUAAGAGAAUUCAUACUGGGGAGAAACCCUUUGAAUGUAAUGACUGUGGGAAAUCAUUUACAUGGAGUGGACAGCUUACUGAACACAAAAGGAUUCAUACUGGAGAGAAACCAUUUAAAUGUAGAGAAUGUGGGAGAUCCUUUAACCGUGGUGGACACCUAACCAGACAUAAGCGAAUCCAUACUGGAGAGAAACCCUUCAAAUGUAGCGAGUGUGGGAAAUGCUUUAUCCGGAGUUGGCAGCUUACCACACAUAAGAGGAUUCAUACUGGAGAAAAACCCUUUAAAUGUGGUGAGUGUGGGAAGUGCUUUAUUCAGUGCGGAGACCUCACUAGGCAUAAGAGAAUUCAUACUGGAGUGAAACCUUUUGAAUGUAACGAAUGUGGAAAAUCCUUUAGCUGGAAGCAAGAGCUUACUGCACAUAUGAGAAUUCAUACUGGAGAGAGACCUUUUGAAUGUCAUGAAUGUGGGAAAUCCUUCAGGUGGAGACAGCAACUUACUGCACAUAAGAGAAUUCAUACUGAAGAGAAACUCCUUUGAAUGGAAUGAAGCUGCUGUAGUCUUUAGCUGACAUUAAGACCUUACCAAACAUAAGAAAAUUCCUAUCAGAGAAACAUCUUUGGAGUGUGUUAAGUGUGAGAAACAUUUUGGCUGGAGUGGGCACCUUAGUAAUCCUUUUGGCCAGACUGGAUUGAAACUUCACUUACGCUACUGAAUAUAAACAAUCCUUUAGCUCACAUCAGGACCUUUCUGAGCAUAAGAGGAUUCAUAUGAGGGAGAAAGCUCUCCUGGAGAACAUGUGUUUUAUUGGAUUAUACAUUGCCUUGAAAUGACCAUAUCCAAUACCACUUUUUAUGCCAUCUGUAAGAUGUUAAUAACAAUUUUUUGUUUUUUGUUGAA
This is a messenger RNA of Phascolarctos cinereus (koala), 2544 nucleotides long. RefSeq lists its product as uncharacterized. Gene Ontology annotation, molecular function: DNA-binding transcription factor activity, RNA polymerase II-specific; RNA polymerase II cis-regulatory region sequence-specific DNA binding. Gene Ontology annotation, biological process: regulation of transcription by RNA polymerase II. Gene Ontology annotation, cellular component: chromatin; transcription regulator complex; PcG protein complex. NCBI's taxonomy places the organism in Eukaryota, Metazoa, Chordata, Mammalia, Diprotodontia, Phascolarctidae. The record is from RefSeq and is a predicted model, not a curated record.